CAAGUAGCGGCAAGCGCGCUCCUGCCUCUGGCUUUUCCAUCGAGGAGGAGGAGGAAGGCAGGGUUUCUUCCUAGCGCUGCUUCAGCUUCGCCCUGCGCUUUGGAUUUACCUCCUCAGAGAAACCCCGUGGGAGAGAGCCCUUCCUUUCGGCAGCCCCGCGCCCUGCUGGAUCCUUCUUCCCCGCUCGUCGUCCCUGGAGUGAUGAGUUUCCAAAGCGGGGGUCGCUGCUGUCGCAGACCUCCCGGGGAAGGCUUGGCUCCCACCCGACACCUUGGGAGUGGGAUGUGAGCGUUUUGCGAGCGAGCUUCCCUGCAGCCAAGACAGGAGCCGCUCGGGGUGUCUUGCGCAUGUGGCCCUCCAGCGCUUCCCUCCGCGGACGAGAGAAGGUGGGCUCCGCGGGCCAAUGUCCCCGGCGUUUGGGCCAAAGCAGUAGGUACAGCAAAAUGAAGAAACCUGAGAAGAUGUUGAAGCAACCCAAUUGGGGGGCACUGUCCAUGGUGCUGAUUCUCUCUCUGGGGCUUCCAGAAGUCUCCCGUGCAUGUCCUCGUCCAUGUGCCUGCUAUGUUCCCACUGAAGUUCACUGCACAUUUCGGUCCUUAUCAGCUGUGCCAACAAGCAUUUCUAAGCAUGUGGAACGAAUCAAUCUAGGGUUUAACAGUAUCCAGGCUAUAUCUGAAAAUUCAUUUUCAGGACUUGCAAAAUUGGAAUUGCUCAUGCUUCAUGGAAACGACAUCCAAAAUAUACCUAAUGGUGCCUUAAAAGAUCUGACAUCAUUACAGGUCUUCAAGAUAAGUUACAACAAGCUGCAAGUUGUAACUGGUCAGACUCUCCAAGGGCUUUCCAGUAUAAUGAGAUUGCACAUGGACCACAACCGCAUAGAAUUCAUCCACCCAAAUGCUUUUAAUGGAUUAACCUCCCUUCGACUUCUCCAUUUGGAAGGAAACUUGCUUCAGCAAAUUCAUCCCAACACAUUUUCUACUUUUUUGGUCCUUGAUUACUUCAGGCUAUCAACAAUAAAGCAUCUCUACUUGUCUGAAAAUGCCCUCAGAACACUGCCUAAGAGCAUUUUCCAAAAAUUGCCACUUCUAGAGAAUCUCUACCUUCAUGGGAACCCCUGGUCUUGUGACUGUAGGUUGAAAUGGCUUCUUGACUGGAAUGAGAACUCUACAGGUGUCCUCAAGUGUAAAAAAGACAAAGCCUAUGAAGAAGGCCAACUUUGCCCUAAGUGCACUUUCCCAAAACAUUUCCAGAAACAAGACAUUCAAAAUGUAAAAGAUAUUUCCUGCACAAAGCCCAUCAUACAAUCUCCUCUGAAACAGAGUAUCAGCUUCAAGGAAGAAGAGGAAGAAGAAGAUGACAAUUUUGAGCUUCCUAUGGAAGAAUUUCAGCUGUCUCCUUGGAACAUAACCUUGAACCUAACUGAUGAGCAUGGAAACUUAGUGAAUCUGAACUGUGAAAUCAAAAAACCAACAGACUCUACCAAAAUCCAGUGGAACCAGAUCUCUCCUCGGGAAAUUGAGAUUAAUGCUACAAUUUCCCUGGAUUUAGAAUGCCUCAUGAGCCGAGACAAUUAUGAAAAAUUGUGGAAGCUUAUUGCUUAUUACAGUGAAGUGCCUGUCAAGUUAGAAAGGGAGCAUGUGCUGAGCCAUGAACCAAAGUUAAGCUAUCAUUACAAGCAAGGUUCUGAUUAUGAUGCCCUUUACUACACAGGUGUUAAAGGAAGGAUCCUUGCUGAGCCUGCCUGGGUGAUGCAACCAUUGAUACACAUUCAAUUAAACAGACGCCAAAGUACAGGGACAAAAGUGGUGCUCUCCUUUUCUACCAGAGUUUCUCAAACACUUCAGACCCAACAAAACAGACAGCAGAGAAACAGCUGGGUCAUGAUAGAGCAAGACGAACAUACAAGGGUUGCUCAGAGUGUAGUAAAAGGAUCUGAUGCUCAACUGAGUUGCAAUGUCAAAGCAUCAGAAAGCCCUUCUAUCAAAUGGAUGCUUCCAGAUGGGACUAAACUGAAGGCUCCAUUCAAAAUGGAAGACAGCAGGUAUUCUGUCCUCAGCAGUGGUCAGUUAGUUAUCAGAUCAGUGACCUAUGCUGAUUCAGGUAUAUACCACUGUGUUGCUCAAGUGAGAAAUGAUGUAGACACAAUGUCCUACAGAAUUCAGGUACAGCCUCCAGUCAUUCAACCAGCUGACUCUGAGACAACAAAAGUAGAAAAACAUGUGGGGGAUCCCAUACUUUUGCCUUGUAGUGCAAUUGCAAUACCAGAUGCAUAUCUAAGUUGGAUACUCCCAGACGGCCAUGUUCUUUAUGAUUUAUCAAACUCAUCCAAUGCAUACCUGUUACACAAUGGCACACUGUUAAUUCCUCACAGCCAUAUCAAGGACAGUGGCUACUACAGGUGUGUGGCUAUUAAUCAACGAGGAUCAGACCAAUUCUCUGUUAAAGUAUCAGUAAAAAAAAUAGUAUCUGAUAGAUCUCCAAAAAGGGAAAAAUUUAAAAUGCACCCUGGUUCAAGGAUCUCUGUAAAAGCAAGGGAGAAGACCAUAGAAGAUGCUGAGGGAUCAGGUGAAGAAUCUGAUGAGACUCUAAGCAAAAGAAUCCAUCUGAAGGAUCAUGAAGUAUCCCUUAAACAAAAAAAUGACAAUAUUUCUCCUGCCCAAAUUAAAAAGAAUAAAAAAGGAAAACGCAAAAUGAAAUUAUGGAAAGGCAUGGACAGGACGGAAGAAAUAAAUGUUGCAGAGGGCCGUAGGGUAUUUGAGUCCAGAAGGAGAAUAAAUAUGGCAAACAAACAGAUUAAUCCACAACAUUGGGCCAAUAUUUUGGCAAAAGUCCGUGGGAAAAAUCUUUCUAGACCAACAGAAGCAGCAGUUCCUUCUUUAAGGACAGCUACAGAGACUCCAAUGGUACAUCAAACCUCCAAAAUUUCUCCUCCUCCAAUUGCCAGUCCCCCACUAAACAGUGCUGUAGAAGUAAAUGAAGAUGAGUCAUCUGCAGAUAUGCCACAUUUGAGUGAGGCAGAACUAUUUUCAGUCACUUUUUUUCCCAACUUGAAUUCUCAGGAUAAUCAUCAAGAACAAACACAUUCUCAAACAGCGAGUACCAUGUCCUCUGUAGAAUAUGAACCUUCCAGCACUGCAGAAAAUCAGUACAGGUUGGAAACAUUUGUCACAAAGGAUACUCGGUUCUCUCCAAAUGGACAGACCCAGACCUGGGAUCACAAUGAAGUGAACACAGAUCAGGUGGAAUCAGCAGAACUGGAAAACAUAGAUACUUUCACCCAAGAGUCCUCAUAUGAACAAAUAAUAACCAGUUUACCUUAUAUUCAAAUCCCUUUGGUAACAAUGGACAGUGGACAUUCACCAGUGACUCCUUCCCAUGGAAAUGCCCAUUUUUCUGAAGGUUCAGAAACAUAUUUCCAGCAAAAAAAUAUAAAUGAACUAGAUAAUGCUGCAAUCUCAAUGCAGUCUCCAGUUGAUAUUAAUGUUAAAGCUGCCACUCCUUUUCUUACUUCUGCCUCUCCAAUGGUAGAGUCUGUUCUUGAAGAGGCGAGUAAAAAUUUCUUCAAGCAAGUAAGAAUUUCUUCAGACCCAUUUGAGGAUUCUGAAAGUAUAAUUCUUGAAAACACAAAUACUCAAAAACCAGAAUCCACUUUUAAUCUAGAAAAUACCAAAAAGCAAGAAUGGAGAUCUACUACUGCUCCUACCAACAAGGUGACUACUGUAUCUAUGAUUACAGAAUCUGAAAGAAAAAUUACUACUUUUGAGCCACAGGUUAUCCAGCAACCCCGAAGGAGAACAUAUGGAAGAAAGAGAUUUAGGCCAAAUAGGUUCAGGAGACCAAAGCUUAUCCUUCCUACAGCUAUUACUGAAAAGGAAAUACCAAUUAUUCAAAAAAUAUCUAAAACAGAAGCUGCAACUGAAAGUUCAUAUGGUUCCACUUUUGGAGACCAUCAGAAAUCUGGCGGUGAAACACAACAAGCAAAAGAAUCUUUGGAAGUCAGUUAUUCUGUUAUUCCUUUACAAAGGCCCACCAAGGCUCAAGACAAUGAAAUGGCUUCAACUCUUCAACUUUUUACUUCACUACCUAAAACAUCUGUAAUUCCUUUUAAUCGUAUCCAGGAAUCUGAAGGACACCACGUAGUAUCAACACAGGAUUCACCAAUGACAUUUCCUAUGAAACAGCUAGAUUUAUCUCAUCACUCAGAGCAGGUGAGUGAUGAGAUACCUACAGAUGAUGAAUUAUUCAAAGUUUUGGAAGGUAAUAACGUUAGAGCAAAUAAUGAAAUCACAGAGGCAUAUAGAACAAGAACUUCAACUCCUAUACAGAGUUUUACCAGCUCACUGUCACUCUCUGACUUGAGUCCCUCGAUGAUUCCAGAAUAUGCUGAAGAAUCUCUUCCUAUUGCAGAGGAAGUGCAUGUUUCAGAAAGUCCACCAGUGACUGCAGUUGCAACAUCUUUGCCUCAGAGAGAAACAACUUCAUCUCAUUAUAGUACUUUGAGUGAUCACCUUUUCAUACCCACUGAAAUAAAAGAAAUCAUUAAUCCUUGGCAAAGCAGAACAUCAAUAUACCCAUCUUCAAAGGAAAAUACUGCACAGUUUCAUGAUCAUCAUGAUCAAACUGCUGUAUACAGUAGUGAGAAAAAUGAUUCUCCAGUUUUACCAAUUGCAUCUGUACCUUUAGCCACUACUUUUCUUCCGAUCAUCCAGAGAAAUCUUACUUUGUUCAAUCGUUUUUCUACAAAGAAAAAUCACACAUCUGGCACGGCAGCACAUCCAGACAACAACGGACCCACUGUUGACAAUGCUAGAGCAAAAUUUAGCUCAAGACAGAAUGAACUUUUCACUUUCCAUUCUUACCACAACAGAAUAACCACACAACAAAAGCAAGGACAAUUGAAAGAGCCACAUGGUGGCAAAUCAUACAAUAGUCUCAGUCCAAAUAUUCCUAGACAGCAAAUACCUAUUUUUAACCAGCCACAUGCUUUUGUACCGCCAAAACACAUUCCUGUAAGGGGGACCAUAAGAGCUCCUUAUCUCAUGGUACCAAGCCUGUUUCAUCAUUUUGUGACUCAGCAACCCCCCCUUCACUAUACCAACAAACCUGAGAUUACAGCAUAUGCAGCACAAACCACACAGGACAGAAAAAACUCUUCACAGAGAGAGACAUUUCCCACUACAACAGCUGCCCCUUUAUACAGACCAAAGGUGCAUACUCCAAACAGAUAUGGCAAUCAGGGUGAAACCCGAUACACCAUUCAUUCCAGACUUUUUGCCAAUAACUAUCUCCCUGAAGUCAGAGAUAAGUCUGGAAAAACAAUAAAUCAAGCUGUGCCACAGUUUACCAAUCCUAGGAUACCAUUCCUGAUUAACAGAACCAGGGUGUUGCAACACUUAGGAGUAAACUCUAAACCUGUGAUGCCAAACAUGCGCACCCCAUUGAACACCACUGAGAAGAAUGUUCUCCCACCCACCAGGACUAUAACACAAAGUACCCCUCUAAAAGCCAUAGCAAUGCCACCACCUCCCAUUUCAUUGGUUACUGUACCACCAACCACAAUAGUCACUCCUAUAUUCCUGACUCAAAGCACUAGAUCUCAGGCAAUUUCAAGUGUGCCAUCUUCCAGAAACAUCCAGCAUAAUAAUCAAAAUGUAUUGCUUGUGCCUAAAAUGGGAGGCGUUCUACCACUGAAUACCAGCAUCAUGCAGUCUUCACAAUUCAGGGCACAAGGGCAAAGGCCUAAGAUUAUAGUCAAAACGUCAAGCAGUUUAUCCAUCCUUGCUGAAUCAGAUGCCAUUAUCCCAUGCGAUGCUACAGGGGAACCUAAACCAGUAAUUUCCUGGACAAAAAUCUCAACAGGAGCAUUGAUGACAGCCAGUACAAGAAUACAACGUUUUGAAGUCCUGAAAAAUGGUACAUUCAUUAUUCGUAAUGUUCAGCUUCAGGACCGUGGACAGUAUUUGUGCACUGCUCAGAACCUGCAUGGCACUGAUAAAAUGACUGUCUUGCUGACUGUCUUAGCCUACCAACCCAAAAUACUGGGUCCACGUUUCAGAGAUGUGACUGUUUAUUUUGGAGAAAAAGUGGCCAUGGAUUGCCAAGCCAGUGGAAUCCCAAACCCACACAUUUCUUGGAUUUUUCCUGAUCGGAAAAUUUUACAAACUGUGAUCACUACAGAGGGAAGAGUGAUGCUGUAUGAAAACCGAACCUUGUCUCUCAAGGACACUAACUUCUCGGACCGGGGAGUGUACAAGUGCAUAGCCAACAAUGCUGCAGGAGCUGAUAGUAUUGCUGUAAGACUUAACAUAGCUGCUCUGCCACCUAUUAUCCAGCAGGACAAAGUCGAAAACAUUUCCCUCAGUGUGGGGCAAAACAUUAACAUUCACUGUAGUGCCAAGGCAGCUCCUUUGCCUGGCAUCCGCUGGGUGCUUUAUGACGGAACACAGAUCCGAACCUCCCAGUUUGUCCAUGGAAAUCUGUUUGUUUUUCCAAAUGGAACACUAUACAUACGCAACGUUUCACCCAAAGAUAGUGGGAGCUAUGAAUGUAUUGCUGCCAAUAUGGUUGGUGCAGCCAGGAGAACUGUAUGGCUACAAGUCAAAAAGCAGUCUAUGAAUGCUAAGAUCACUGGGACCUCUCCUCAGAGAACAGAUGUGACAUAUGGCAGCGCCCUCCGAUUGGAUUGCAGUGCAUCUGGUGAUCCCUGGCCACGAAUACUCUGGAGACUCCCCUCAAAAAGGAUGGUGGAUUCUCUACAUAGUUUGGACAGCAGAAUCAAGGUAUUUGGAAAUGGAACUUUGGUUGUCCAUUCUAUCACCGACAAAGAUGCAGGAGACUAUUUGUGUGUAGCGCGCAAUAAGAUUGGUGAUGACUAUGUGAUUCUCAAAGUAAAUGUGAUGAUGAAAGCUGCCAAAAUUGAACACAAGAAUGAGAAUAAUCACAAAGUGAUCUACGGAGGAGACCUGAAAGUUGACUGUGUGGCUACAGGCCUACCAAACCCUGAGAUCUCCUGGAGUCUUCCAGAUGGUAGCAUGAUAAACACCUUCAUGCAGUCAGAUGACAGUGGAAUCCGUACCAAGAGAUAUGUGGUGUUCAACAACGGGACACUGUACUUCAACGAUGUGGGGCUGAGAGAAGAGGGAGACUACACCUGCUAUGCUGAGAACCAGAUAGGUAAAGAUGAGAUGAAAGUACGAGUAAAAGUAGUGGCUGAACCUGCCAUAAUCAAGAAUAAAACCUACAGAGUGCUCAACAUACCAUAUGGGGAUGUGGUGUCUGUAGGAUGUGAAGCCAAAGGGGAUCCCACACCAAAAAUAAUCUGGCUGUCUCCAAGCAACAGGCCUAUCCCACUUCUUUCAGAUAAAUACCAGGUGUACAGAGAUGGGACCCUUCUCAUACAGAAAGCCCAAAGAUCUGAUAGUGGCAACUAUACAUGUGUAGCCCGGAACAGUGCUGGAGAGGAUAGGAAAGUUGUCUGGAUUCAUGUCAAUGUUCAGCCUCCCAAAAUCAAUGGGUAUCCCAGCAUGAUCACUUCAGUGAGAGAAAUGGCUCUGAGAGACAGCCGGAAGUUAAUUGACUGUAAAGCCGAGGGUAUCCCCUCUCCAAGGGUCAUGUGGGCUUUCCCAGAAGGGGUCAUCUUGCCUGCCCCCUAUUAUGGGAACAGAAUCACUGUUCAUCGCAAUGGCACACUAGAUAUCCGUGGUGUGAGGCAGACAGAUUCAGUGCAGCUGGUGUGCAUUGGUAGGAAUGAAGGGGGAGAGGCCAGACUGAUUGUCCAGUUUCAGGUUAUGGACCAUGUGGAGAAGCCUACCUUCAGGGAUCCUACCACUGAAAGGAUCACUGCUGCAGCAGGUCACAGCAUCAACUUGAACUGCUCAGUCCAUGGGAACCCUCAACCCAGCACAGCUUGGAUCCUUCCAAAUGGCACUGAACUGCAGAAGGGCAGCCAUUUGCAGAGGUUUUACCACAAGAAGGAUGGCAUCCUGCACAUCAGUGCCCUGUCUGCAACGGAUGCUGGGACUUAUCGCUGUACUGCGCGAAAUCCUGGGGGUUAUGUGGAGAGGAUGGUCUUCCUCAAAGUUGGGCUGAAACCAGAAAUCAGCAAUCAGUAUAACAACCUGGUGAGCAUCAUCAAUGGAGAGACCCUGCAGCUUCACUGCAUCACACAGCCCAGCCAGAGGGCACGCAUCACUUGGACUCUGCCCAAUGGAAUGAAAUUAGACAGUCCCCAAGCUCAUGGGAGAUUUUCCCUGUCAGAAAAUGGCUCUCUUACUGUGCGUGAGGCAUCUGUCUUCGAUCGAGGGACCUACCUAUGCAAGGUGGCAACUGAAUAUGGCUCUUCCCUAAUGAACGUUCCAGUGAUUGUCAUAGCCUAUCCACCCCGGAUCACAAGUGAGCCAGCCCCUGUCAUUUAUGCAAGGCCAGGCAAUACAGUCAAGCUGAAUUGUAUGGCCAUUGGGAUCCCUAAAGCAGAAAUAACAUGGGAACUCCCAGACAAAUCACAUCUGACAGCAGGAGCUCAGUCCCGUUUGUAUGGAAACAAAUUUCUUCACCCUCAAGGUUCAUUAAUCAUACAGCAGGCUACACAAAGAGAUGCAGGCUUCUACAAAUGCACUGCUAAAAAUAUACUAGGCAGUGAUUCAAAAGCAACCUACAUACACAUAUUCUGAAGUUCAAACAAGUGCCCUUGAAUACACACAAAUAUCUAAAGUUCCCACCAAGUAGGCACUGCUAGGGAAAUACAGUUGCCAAAUGAAGCCAGUUGUAUCAUGAAAAUGAGCAGUUGUACCAGAAAUGAAGGUAAGACAUAGUUUAUAUUCAGGAAAUACUAUUCAGGUAAUAAAUCAGAGAUGACCUCUGAACUAUCACUAUCAUGCAAUUGGUUGUCUUGCCAGUUUUCCUUAGAAUCUGAGACUAGAAUUUGUGGAGGAAGGCAGGAGCAUAGGAGUCCAGCAGUAUUUCAGGACAAGUUUGUGUACCUCUAAUAUUUUCAAAUGUUGCCUUUGAAUCUGGUAUGUGUAAACAAAAAAAUCAUCUAGCCAAAAUUAAUGACUGAGAAAUGCCCUAAGUGGUCCCUAACAGUGGCAGGAUUGUCCACUGUCAGCUUUAAGCCAUUCUCUUAUGGCUUCACUAUAUCAAUUUGUCCCAUCUCAUGUGUAAUUUAUAGAAAGAACCACAUCAUGACACAAUGGCAGCACAUAGUGAACUUUUCAGCUCACAUUCUGGGUUAUUGGGUGCCAAAAAUAACUGUGGUAGAUCUUAAAAUGUGGCUGCACAAUGACAAGUCUAGGGAACCUGUGAUUUUCAAGAUGAAAAUUAACCACUAAUUUUAUUACAUCUUCCCAUUGGCUAACCUACAAAGUCUGGUGGUCCAAGUUGGAGUCCAAGAAAUUCUGAAGGGAAAUUGUACUAUAUGGUUAUUUAAGACUGCAAUUUUCAGGAAAAGUAGGGCAAAUAACAAGUGCUUCUAGCAUAAGCCCAGUUCACAAAUUUAAAUAUCAGAUUUACACACCUUGUGGUAUCUUGAGAUGUUGAUUGGAGAGAGGGGAAAUUAGAAUAUGCAAAUGUAUCUUUUUGAAAGCAAAUACAGAAAAAGGAAUUGGUUAAUUUUCCUUGCUUGAGCCAAUUUUGGUGGUAUUUGCAAGUGUGGGAUCUAAAAUUCUCAGCCUUCAGAUUGUCCACAUCCAUUCUUUAAUGCAACAAGCACCUUCAAAUAAACCAAAGUGGUAUUAAAUCCAACACAAGAGCCGAACUUUGAGAAGUUCAUUUUCCCCUGACAUGAAUUAAUAUAGUCAAGCCUCCAUAGCCAAUGAUUGCUAAUUACUUUUUGUCCAUUCUUCUGUUAACUCUCCAAGAUCAACUGUUCACUUUACAAAUUAAAACAAAAAAAGAAAAGAAAAUCCCUGAUCUUAUUCCAGCACAAGUUAGCAAUAAUUACUGUAGCAAUGCAAAUGCCUCACAGCAAGGGAAUCCCUGGCGGACUUCAGUUAUUCUUUCUGUUAUAUAUGUGUGUGUGUUUUCAGACUAUGAGACUGGAAGAAUAACAAUGACCUGUGUCUCAAUGUAUAAAUUAUUGGUCUUUACAAGACUCUGAUUUUUACUGUGUUUUAUAUAACAUUAAGAUCAGUAUAUUGUAUGUUUUAUAAUAAAAAGUAUUUUCCACAGAG
This is a messenger RNA of Anolis carolinensis (green anole), 10166 nucleotides long. It is a transcript of the gene mxra5, whose product is annotated as matrix remodeling associated 5. Lineage: Eukaryota; Metazoa; Chordata; Lepidosauria; Squamata; Anolidae. Gene Ontology annotation, molecular function: protein binding. The transcript has 7 exons. Bases 348 to 8669 code for a protein of 2773 amino acids. The record is from RefSeq and is a predicted model, not a curated record.